This is a messenger RNA of Cyclocybe aegerita, 1245 nucleotides long. The record is from the annotation of a GenBank genome assembly. NCBI's taxonomy places the organism in Eukaryota, Fungi, Basidiomycota, Agaricomycetes, Agaricales, Hemipholiotaceae.
AUGAGCUCCAUCGUCCAACGCCUCAUCGGCCGCUUCUUCCCCAAAAAUCAAGGUCCAACAGUCACCAUUCUCGGUUUGGAUUCCAGUGGGAAGACUACCCUCCUAUAUCUCCUCAAACUUGGCGAGAUCGUCACGACGAUCUCUACCAUUGGUUUCAACGUCGAGACUGUCGACGUCGCCCUUCCUUCUGGACAGCGCUUUCGGAUGAACGCAUGGGACAUCGGCGGAUGUGGGCGUUCUUCUCUCUUCAGCAUGAUCCUUUUUUAUGUGGAAAAUGCCGAUGGACUAAUUUGGCUCGUCGAUUGCAACGACCGUGAACGCUUCGAGGAAAGUGUCGAAGAGCUCAACAGGAUUUUAUCACGGAUGAAUCACUCUGGAGGAGCCAAGAAGAAAACAGUUCCAACCCUCAUACUUGCCAAUAAAUCCGACCUCCCCGGUGCUAUGACCCUCGACGAAGUCCGGCUCGGAUUUGCGAAAGCCAUUUCUGGGCAACUCGUCUCCGUCUUCAAGACAACCCUCGUCAACCCCUCUCCCGAGCUUAAGUCAACCGGCCUACUUGAAGCGUUCGAUUGGUUUAAACUCGCCCUCGAGAUCUCAAAGAGCGGCCCAACGUCCCCUAUUCCCUCUGCCAAGCUCGCUAAGUUUGAAGUUCAUGACCCACGCGAGGCAAGCUCACUCGCACAGAAACUUGGAUUGUGGCUGGAGAGGGCCGAAACAGAUGUAUCAUCCGAAGAGUUCCUCGAGAAGUUCCGUUCGUUCUCGUUGCCGUCAUGGGACCAUUACACGCAUAUCCGGAUCGCCUACGUCAUUCUGGCGAAGUAUGGGCGUAAAGAAGGCAUGUGCCGUUCUCCGCGUCCCAUUUGGAGGAAACUCAAUGAUUUUCUCCGAAUAGGCAAGGAUAUGAUCUUCAAAGGUCUCGAGGAAUACAUCAAGAACAGCACUCAAACUCGCGGCCGCACAUUUCACGUCUCCAUGACCUACUUCUGGAUCCAAAUCGUCCACUUUGGGAUUUCCAACAUGCCCCCCUCGACCAAAUCUUCAGUCGAUUCUCUACCAAACCCUGGUGAUGACUUUGCUCAUUUCCUUCUCAUCAACCCGCACGUCGUCGAUGGGAAUUUUUGGGCCGACUACUACACCAAGGAAGUAUUGAUGAGCCAGAAGGCGAAAGAAGAGAUGGUGCUGCCGGACAAGAAGCUGCUUCCUAGUCUCAUCAUCAGAGAUGCUAUAAAGAACUUUGGGGCAUAA